ACCGACGUGGUGCUGCGGGCGGGGAACCAGGCCUUCCACUGCCACCGGGCCGUCCUGGCCUCCUGCAGCCGCUACUUCGAGGCCAUGUUCAGCGGUGGCCUGAAGGAGAGCAGAGACGCCGAAGUCAACUUCCACGACUCCCUCCACCCCGAGGUGCUGGAGCUGCUGCUGGACUACGCCUACUCGGCCCGGGUGCUGAUAAACGAGGAGAACGCGGAGUCCUUGCUGGAGGCCGGGGACAUGUUGCAGUUUCAGGAUAUUCGGGAUGCUUCGGCUGACUUUCUGGAGAAGAAUCUCUACCCUGGGAAUUGCUUGAACAUGCUGCUGCUGUCCGAUGCCCACUGCUGCGAGCGGCUGCUGGAGCUGUCCUGGAGGAUGGCGUUGGCCAACUUCACCUCGCUCUGCAAGACUGAAGACUUCCUCCGACUGCCCAAAGACAAGCUGCUGGAGCUGGUGGAGAGCGAAGAGCUGGAGGUAGAGGAUGAGACGCUGGUCUACGAAGCUGUUAUCGGUUGGAUCCGGUACGAUUUGCCCCGACGCCACGAAGUUCUGCCAGAGCUGCUGCGCUCCGUCCGCCUGGCCCUUCUGCCCGAGUCCUACCUGCGGAAGCAAGUGGCUGGUGAGAAGCUGGUGCCCAGCCACAAGCUGGGGGAGGAGAUCGUGGCCGAUGCCGUGCGAUGCAAAAUGAAGAUCCUGCAAAACGAUGGCCUUGUGACAGGGUGCUGUGCCCGACCCCGCAAGGUCAGCCAGGCCCUGCUGCUGCUCGGUGGCCAGACCUUCAUGUGUGACAAGAUUUAUAUGCUGGAUCAUAAAACCAGCGAGAUCAUCCCUCGUGCCGACAUCCCAAGCCCUCGUAAAGAGUGCAGCGCUUGCGCCAUUGGGUGCAAAGUGUACAUCACUGGCGGCAAAGGCUCCGAGAACGGCGCUUCCAAAGACGUCUGGGUUUACGACACCCUCCACGACGAGUGGGCAAAAGCUGCUCCCAUGCUGGUGGCACGGUUUGGCCACGGCUCCGCUGAGCUGGACCACUGUCUGUACGUGGUGGGGGGUCACACAGCAGUGAGCGGUGCCUUCCCGGCCUCUCCCUCCGUCUCUCUCAAGCAAGUCGAACACUACGACCCGCAGCUGGACAAAUGGUCCUUGGUGGCCCCUCUCCGAGAAGGCGUAAGCAAUGCUGCUGUGGUGGGAGCCAAGAUGAAGCUGUUUGUUUUCGGUGGCACCAGCACCAACCAGGAGAAGCUGCCCAAGGUGCAAUGCUUUGACCCCUGCCAGAACCGCUGGACGGUGCCUGCCAGCUGCCCCCAGCCCUGGCGGUACACGGCUGCCGCUGUGGUGGGCAGCCACAUCAUUGUCAUUGGGGGGGACACGGAGGUUUCCGCCAGCUCCGCUUACCGCUUCCACAGCGACACCUACCAGUGGUCCAAAUUUGGGGAUGUCACCGCUAAGCGCAUCAGCUGCCGUGCUGUUACGUCGGGUAACAGACUGUACGUGGUGGGGGGCUACUGCGGGGCUCAGCGCUGCAAAACGCUGGACUGUUACGACCCAUCAUCAGACACCUGGAGCAGUGUCACGACAGUGCCUUAUUCCCUCAUCCCCACCGCCUUUGUCAGCACCUGGAAGUACCUGUCUGCCUGAGUCACCGUGUGGCAAAGAACCUGGAAGGUAAAUGGUUGCGGAUCCACCCAGAGCUCCUCUGUAUAACUUUGCGCUGCUCAAGGGUUAAACUCCGAGGGGCAGAUGCACGUGGAUCUGGACUGGAGUUGUCCUAGAGAACAGCCUUGUGCGAGCAGCAGCUCCAGAAACACGCUGGUGGUUUGGGAUCUAAAACCCUGCAGGGGCAAGAAAGUCUCUUUAGGUGCUGAAAUGCUGUGGGGAGAAGAUUAGUAUAAAUAACAAGACACUUAACCUGGCAUCCCAGCCCUUCCCCUGAGUCUUGGCCUAUGCAAAGAUUUUGGGGAAUGCUCUCCGAGAGGAGGAUUGGGUGUCAUCCCUGGUACAGAAAGCUCGUAGAGUCGAUGGUUGUGUUAACAGGCAGCCUGGCUGCAGGAGCUGGGAUAGACCGCGCGGUGCCAUGGGGGGGCUGGCUGCUGCUUUUAGCACAGCCGCCUCCUCCUGGUGCCAGGGUUAAUCUGCGAGUGGCACCCAAAUGUCUUGUGAGGGCUGUGAGCUGGUGCCAGAACAAGAUUAUAGCUGGGAUUUAGUCCCAGAAUGGUUGGUAACUGCAUUUGUAAGACAAGCCCUGUCUACAUAUAAACACAGGGUUUCUCUGCUUCUAAUUAUUCUCUGGUGUCCCUUUCAUGCCAUUUCUUUUUCUGCUACACAGCGAUUAACUUCUUAAAAGUUUGCAACUGGAAUGAAACCUUUUUAAAGGCUCUUGGCAGAAAAGAUGCCAGUGAAUCACAGAUCCCUG
Molecule: messenger RNA, 2410 nt
Organism: Egretta garzetta (little egret)
Lineage: Eukaryota; Metazoa; Chordata; Aves; Pelecaniformes; Ardeidae
Product: ectoderm-neural cortex protein 1
Exons: 1
Coding region: 85-1635 (516 amino acids)
Molecular function (GO): protein binding
Source: RefSeq, a predicted model, not a curated record